Molecule: messenger RNA, 1614 nt
Organism: Aspergillus puulaauensis
Lineage: Eukaryota; Fungi; Ascomycota; Eurotiomycetes; Eurotiales; Aspergillaceae
Product: oleate hydratase
Exons: 2
Coding region: 1-1614 (537 amino acids)
Biological process (GO): fatty acid metabolic process
Molecular function (GO): oleate hydratase activity; FAD binding
Source: RefSeq, a predicted model, not a curated record
AUGGUCAAUAUAUCGCACCCCCGACCCCGCCGCGACUCGAAGAACAUCGACGCCUGGCUCGUCGGCAGCGGCGUGGCAUCCCUAACCGCCGCAAUCCAUCUGAUGAAAGAUGCAAAAGUGCCAGCCGGAAACAUCCACAUCCUCGACUCCAGCUCCGGGUCCGGUGGCGGACUCAAAACACACGGCAAUGCAAUGGACGGCUACUUCUUGCCCAUGGACGGCAACCCGCAUUUCCACGGGGAAUGCAUCGAGAGGCUGCUGGCGCUGAUUCCGAGCCAGAUGGACGGCAGCGGGUCUGUUAUGAAGGAUAUCCGGGACCGUGAGAAGACGGAGGAGGAGCUGAUGCCUGCUCAGGCGAGGGGCAUCAAACAGGGAGAGAAAGGAGCUGAGGUGUUCCAUCCGCAUGGCCUGCAGGUUGGGAUGAAGCAUCGCAUGACGCUGGUUAGCCUGAUGAUGGAGAAUGAGAUGUCGAUGGGGAUGAAGAAGAUUGAGGACAUGUUCGACAAGACCUUCUUCGACACCAGCUUCUGGAUGCUGUGGUCGACUACGUUCGCCCUGCAGCCCUGGCACAGCGCCAUCGAGUUCAAGAGACACCUCCGCAAGUACCUCGAGGACAUCGGUGCCCUGAACAGCGUCAAGACCACGCACCGGACCGAGUUCAACUUCUUCGAGUCCGUCGUGCACCCGCUGUCCGACUAUCUCAAGCAAGAGGGCGUGGACUUCCGCUUCAACACCCGCGUCACAGACCUCCAGUGCUAUCCCGACGGCGACCCAACCACCAUGUGCGCCAUCGAGAUGGUCCAGGACAACAAGGAAGAGCUCAUCACCGUCGACCCAACCGACAUCGUCAUCAUGGGCCUCGGCUCCGUCAACGCCGGCGUCUCCCUAGGCACAAACAAAUCGCCCCCUCCACCCCUGCAAUCCAACUGGCAAGACCUAAUGACCACGGACUGGAAGCUCUGGGAGAAACUGUCCAAGAAGUCUCUCAAAUUCGGCGACCCAACGACCUUCCUCACGCACAUCCAAGAGUCCACCGUCGAAACAUUCACCACCACAUUCAAGGGCGGCGACUUCCCAAACGCCUACGAGAACAUCACCCACGACAAACCAGGCACAGGCUCCCUCCUCUCCCUCACAGGCUCCAGCUGGCAAAUGACCCUCUGCUUCCCGCACCAGCCCAUCUUCCCCAACCAACCCCUCGACACAACCGUCAUGAUGGGCUACGGCCUCAACCCCACCCAGCCCGGCGAAUACGUCAAGAAGCCCAUGUGCGAGUGCACCGGCGAGGAAAUCCUACGCGAGGCCCUCGCCCACCUCGGCAUCCCCGAGGGUGAUAUCGUGUCCAAGUCCAAGACCAUCCCCUGCGGGAUGCCGCUCGGUACGGCGCCGCUGCUGACUCGGGGGCCGCAUGACCGGCCGACUGUGCUGCCGGGGCAUGCGAUGAACUUUGGGUGCGUGGGCCAGUUCGUGGAGAUUCCGGGGGAUACCACGAUGGAGGUGGAGUAUAGUGUCAGGGGCGCGCAGACGGCUGUUGCGGAUUUGAUGGGAUUGCCUGAGAAACCGCCCAAGCCGCCGCGUAGUUUGUUGAUGGAGGUGUUUGAUUUGAUUAUUUAA